Symbiodinium sp. CCMP2456 is the source of this 1773-nucleotide messenger RNA. The record is from the annotation of a GenBank genome assembly. NCBI's taxonomy places the organism in Eukaryota, Dinophyceae, Suessiales, Symbiodiniaceae.
AUGAUGCGUUUUCAUGUGCCAUGGUGCUCAUUCCUCAUCUCGUGUGCCCUGAGCACGGACAUGAGUGCCUGGCAGCAAAGAGUGUUCGAUGAGGUGGCUAGGCGUGCAUCGGAGCAGUCGAGGGCAGCAGAGCCAAAGCUCCUGUACCUUUUGGACUCUGGCGAUUUCCGUUCCCACCUCAGCAAGUGCUGUCCGUCCUUGGUGAACCUUCCUUCUGAAGAGCUGAUGGAGAGGCUAUCCAAGCGGCUUGAGGUCGCCGAGGUUUGUUCUGGCUUCCCGGCCAUGCAUGACCCAUCCCAGACUGGAGAUUCGGCUGGCAUGUCAAUCAGUUUCGGUUUGACUGGCUCCUUCUUCCUCAACGACUGGGAAGCCGUCUUGCUGCACUCGGCGAAUCCACACAGUGUCUGGCACAAGAUCGAAGCAACGUACGUAGCAUAUUCAGUUGACUCUACCCUUCAAGAGGUGCUGGUGAAGAAGUGGUUUGGUGGGUGUUCGGGUGUACCGCUGCCGCGGCAGCGCUACUCACUGAACAAGUGUUAUGGCACAGCUGACCUGAGCUUUGUAAUGCGUUUCACAACAGCAAGCGGGAUCAGUGAGAUGGUGUCUCUUUCCAUUUGGACAGCGACUCACCAGACGGGUGCAUCUGACUUGGAAUCCCCUGCUGGGACGGGAGUAGUCCCGUGUCCUUCACGUCUGCCGCUGGUCACUCAAGUCCAUGUGGCAGAUGGGGAGUGCCACAUCCAUGUUAGGAAGAACAACACCGAGGCUUUCCUGAUGCAAGACCAGGCCGAAACCUUUCAGUAUGAGCUAAAGCCAUUUCGCGUGCCGGCUGCGCCGGCAACCCUCAUCGAAGCUGGUGAGAGGCCCGUAUAUUCCAUGGUCAACCUGAACAUGAUUGACGCAGGGAGCCCACUUUAUGGGGAUGUCUCUGCAGUGUUUUCGAACAAACACAUUUUGAACAGCACCUUGCUGUCUUCAGUCGACAGCGGUUUUUUUCAGCAGUAUUGCAUCGGUGGAAAGACCUUCCCCAGGUUGUCGUACAACUGUAGCGCAGGGAGAGCAUUCGAAGGGCUGGGCACAUUUCUGCACAACAAGCAUCUUUUCGUGAACAACAUGGAAUUCUGGAAGUCCGGUGGCACCGUUCAAUCUGCAUUACAAAGAGGGCAACUUCCUUGGGGUUCAAGUCCUGUCCCCGGCCACUCGUUCCUAAACUACUUGGAGGCUACACAUCUUAGCAAGCUGCACUAUCCUGAGGCGAUUCGGUUCUUGAUAGGCACCUUCCCCGUGCUUUUCGGCACAGAGCUAGGGGCGAACUUGCAGAUCUGGGCCAAAAGCCGGGGCUGGGUAUUGGUUUGGGCGCUUGGCCUGAAUGAUAAAGCUUUGUUGCGUCCGACACGAGACUUUGAUUUCGGUCCACUGUUGCAAGACAUGGAUUUUAAAGUGAACGGACGCAUGGUUGACCCGAUCGUCCUGGGACACACGACUGCUACAGUAGGCCCGCCGGUGCAGCCUGAUGUUGUUAACGACUUCGAGAAGCUUUGGGCGGAUGUGGGUGCUAUGCGUGGACAGACGAGGCAGCUGACGAACCAAACAAUUGCAACCAAGUGGCAAGAAGCAAUGCUGCACUUCCCACAGCUGCUGCUUCGCCCUCUACUCGGCGAGGACUGCACAAAGCAGCUGCGGCAUGCUGAGUGUGUUGGGGUCACCCUGGAUGGCCACUGUGUCUGUUACGCCAGCGCGGAGGAGCCAGCAACGCAAAUGGUUGCCGUGUAG